Hippoglossus stenolepis (Pacific halibut) is the source of this 4143-nucleotide messenger RNA. RefSeq names its product phosphodiesterase 6C, cGMP-specific, cone, alpha prime (gene pde6c). The record is from RefSeq and is a predicted model, not a curated record. Gene Ontology annotation, molecular function: 3',5'-cyclic-nucleotide phosphodiesterase activity; protein binding. NCBI's taxonomy places the organism in Eukaryota, Metazoa, Chordata, Actinopteri, Pleuronectiformes, Pleuronectidae. The transcript has 22 exons. Gene Ontology annotation, biological process: signal transduction; visual perception. The coding region runs from base 343 to 2898 and encodes 851 amino acids.
UGCCUGAUAUAAAAUGAUCAGCGUUGGGAUUUGCGGGUUAAGGACGCUUAGAGCAGGGGUUUUAAUGUCAUGACGUCACAUUAAUUAGCGGCCACAUUGAUCCUCUCAGCCUCUAAGCCCUGCUCUGUCCUAUUCUGUCUGUCGGUGGACACGGGAGGCAUUAGUGACUCCCUCAGGGACCGUGGAGCAGGAUGCACCUCCGCGUACACGGCCGCUACUGAUCCUACCCCACCCUGCAGGCCACAGCCCGGCUCCCCUCACCGCUUUGACUCUUCCCCCCCGGCUGGUGAUGCUUCUGUGAAUAAGAGGGACGGGGAAUAUUAAAAACUACAAAAGUUCAACAUGGCAGACAAGGGUAGCGUGGAGAAGUACCUGGAGAACAACCCGCAGUUCGCCAAAGAGUACUUUGACAAGAAGCUGCGUGCCGAGGCCCUGACCGCCGCCUUCUCCGCGGCUCUGGAUGUCAAAGACACUGCUUCCUUCAAGGAUGUUAACUCCGUGCAGGAGGCCGCCAUCAUCUUCGAGCUGAUCCAGGAGCUGCAGAAGCCGGGGGACAUGGAGAAGCCCCUGCACAAGGUGCUGCAGAGGGUCGCCCUGAUCCUGCAGGCGGACAGGGUCAGUUUUUACAUGUGCCGCUCUCGAAACGGAAUACCCGAGCUCGCCACCUCGCUCUUUGACGUGACCCCGACCUCCAAGUACGAGGGCAACCUGGUGCAUCCGCAGGGGGAGAUCGUGUUCCCCCUGGACAUGGGCAUUGUCGGGUUCACUGCGCACUGCAAAAAGCCCCAAAAUGUCCCUGACGUCUCAAAGAAUCCAAAGUUCUGUGACUUUGUGGACAAACAGACUGGAUACAAGACCAAGUGCAUGCUCACGUUCCCUCUAACCGUGGACAAGGAAUGUCUCGGAGUCGUCAUGGCUCUGAACAAAAUAGGAGCCGAUCAGUUCACUCCCGAGGACGAGGCUCUCUUCCACAAAUACAUGAACUUUACCCAAGUCAUCGCCCUGCAGCACUACACAACCUACAUGUUCAACGUGGAGUCCAGGAGGAGUCAGGUGCUGCUCUGGUCGGCCAGUAAAGUGUUUGAGGAGCUGACGGACAUUGAGAGACAGUUCCACAAAGCGCUCUACACUGUUAGGACCUAUCUACAAUGUGAGCGAUACUCAGUGGGCCUGUUGGACAUGACCAAAGAGAAGGAAUUCUAUGAUGAAUGGCCAGUGAAACUGGGAGACGUGGAACCUUAUAAAGGCCCAAAAACACCAGACGGCAGGGAAGUCAUCUUUUACAAGAUCAUCGACUACCUCCUGGAAGGCAAAGAGGAAAUCAAAGUCAUACCUGCUCCACCUGCAGAUCACUGGGCUUUAGUCAGCGGACUGCCGACCUACGUGGCAGAGAAUGGCUUCAUUUGCAACAUGAUGAACGUGGCUGCAGACGACUUCUUCACUUUCCAGAAAGAGGCCGUGGACGACACAGGUUUCGUCAUCAAGAACGUCCUGUCGCUGCCCAUCGUCAACAAGAAGGAAGAGAUUGUGGGCAUCGCCACUUUCUUCAACAGGAAAGAUGGCAAACCGUUUGACGAACACGAUGAGCAGAUCACCGAGGCCCUGACUCAGUUCCUUGGCUGGUCCGUGCUGGUCUGCGACACCUACGACAGGCUGAACCGAAUGGAGUACAGGAAAGACAUCGCCCAGGAGAUGCUCAUGUGCCAGACCAGGUGCACCCCGGAAGAGCUGCAGUCCAUCCUGAACACCAAAGAGAAGUUCGACUCGGAGCCUGAAGACUGCGACCAGAAGGAGAUGUACAAACUGUUGAGGGCAACCUGCCCGGUGGCCAACAACGUCAACGGGGAGGAUCUGUACAAGUUCUCCUUCAGCGACUUCCCCGUGUCAGAGUUCGGCCUCAUCAAAGCCGGCAUUCGCAUGUUCUUCGAGCUCGGAGUGGUCGAGAAGUUUAAAGUCCCCGCGGAGACGCUGACGAGGUGGAUGUACACAGUGAGGAAGGGUUACCGUGCCAUCACCUACCACAACUGGAGGCACGGCUUCAACGUGGGCCACACCAUGUUCUGCCUGCUCCAGACAGGGAGGCUGAGGAAGUACUACUCCGAUCUAGAUGCCUUUGCCAUGGUGGCUGCUGCUUUCUGCCAUGAUAUCGACCACAGAGGAACCAACAACCUCUACCAGACCAAGAGUUCACAUCCUCUGGCCAAACUUCACGGCUCCUCCAUCAUGGAGAGGCACCACCUGGAGUACAGCAAGACCCUCAUGGCAGAGGAGAGCCUGAACAUCUUCAGCGGCCUCCAGAAGCGUCAGUUUGAGAAUGUGCAGCACUUGUUUGACGUCUGCAUCAUCGCCACUGAUCUGGCCCUUUACUUCAAGAAGAGAACCAUGUUUCAAAACAUCGUGAACGCCACCGAGCCGAUGGCGGAAGAAAAGGAGGCCAUCGCCUACGUCUCCAACAACGCCACCAGGAAGGAAAUCGUCAUGGCCAUGAUGAUGACAGGCUGCGACUUGUCAGCUAUCACCAAACCCUGGGAGGUUCAGAGCAAGGUGGCGCUGAUGGUCGCUGCUGAGUUCUGGGAACAGGGCGACUUGGAGAGAAGUGUUUUGGACCAACAGCCAAUUCCCAUGAUGGACAGAAACUGUGCCGAGCAGCUUCCCAAGAUGCAGUGCGGUUUCAUCGACUUCGUGUGCUCGUUUGUAUACAAGGAGUUCUCCAGGUUUCACAAAGAGAUCACACCCAUGUUUGACGGCCUGAAGAACAACAGGGCACACUGGAACGAGCAGGCCGAGGUGUACAACGCCAAGAUGAAGGCCAUCGAGGACCAGAAGAAGAAACUGGAAGAAGAGGAGGCCAGGAAAUCUGGUGACGGAGGGAAGUCAAAGACCUGCACCAUCUGCUGAACCCCUCCAGUGCUUGGAUCUGGACUCAUGCGGUCUGGUUAGGACUCCUCUAGGCUACGCUAGCCUAUGAUUCUGGUCUGACGGGUCAUCUAGUUGGAUCUGUGCGAGGCUAGUUCGGUCUUGUCUGAUCUACAUCAGCUGUAGUUCUCUCUGGUUAGGUGCUAUCCGCCUUGAUGCAGUCCAGCCCUGUGUGGUCUGGUCUGGAUUCAGUCUAGGCGAACCCUGGUCUAGUGUAGUCAGGUCUGGAUCUACGGUCCAGUCUGGAGUAGGCGAGUUUAUCCAUUCUCAGAGGAGAGUCAGAAACAUCACUGAGAAGUAUUGCUGGGACUCUGGCUACAAGAGAAACCGUCUCCAUGCUGAAGAUGUGACGUGUUUUGAAACUUUCUCCUUCCUCUGCUUCGUGCAGCCAUGAACAUUUGAAAAAACAAAGCAUACAUGGACAACAUAUAUUCCCCCUUUUAAAAUAUCAUUAGUAGAAACAAAGCUCAUAAAACUGUAUUGAAAUGUUCCAAAUCAGGCUCAGCUCUUCUAGUAUAAAUCACUUGCAUAGGGUACUACAUGUACUGUAUGGGGGGUGUAUCCAUGCCACAGGCUUCCUAUUGGCAGUAUUGUCGCACUGUAGGUUGCAUAAUGAACUUAGCUGCUGUUCUGGCAGUGGCAGGCCAUGCAACAGUUUAAAUAGCAUGGGUAGCAUCUGAAGGAAAAUGAAAUGUACAUUGUGAACACCAAGAAAACGAAGGGAAGCUUUGAAUCGAAAGGAUCUGUCAACCAGGGCUGAUGUUUUCUUACCUCAGAGGCCCCCUGAUGAGCUGCGUGAGGGUCUAUUUAUAUUUAAUAUGCAAUCUAUCUACAGUAUAUACACAUUUAUUUUUUUGAUUGUGUGUCUGAUUUUGUACUUGAACCGUCGUCUUGGCCGGGAGAGUUAGAGACGAGCUUUGCAAGAUUAAUCUGUCAAAAAAAUCACAUCCAGGCAUCGAGAACAUAGGUUUUGAAUUUGUCGCCAGCUUUGACACCUGCGCUGUUUUAUUUGUGUCCAACGAACUGUAAAAAAAAAAAUAACUGAAAUUAUAAUACACAGAAUAUUUACACCAAUGUUUAGAGCAAAAGUACGACUCUGGGCCUCGUACUCCCGGGUCACAAAAUGAUUUCUUUUAAACGUGCUUGAUUUGUAUAUAGCUUACGACAUAGUGAUUGUAAAAUGUAAAAAAGUUACUAAUAACUGCAGAAUAAAAAAUUGGAUUUGAA